This is a messenger RNA of Clupea harengus (Atlantic herring), 2413 nucleotides long. It is a transcript of the gene slc13a5a, whose product is annotated as solute carrier family 13 member 5a. Gene Ontology annotation, cellular component: plasma membrane. NCBI's taxonomy places the organism in Eukaryota, Metazoa, Chordata, Actinopteri, Clupeiformes, Clupeidae. Gene Ontology annotation, molecular function: succinate transmembrane transporter activity; sodium:dicarboxylate symporter activity; citrate transmembrane transporter activity. The record is from RefSeq and is a predicted model, not a curated record. Gene Ontology annotation, biological process: citrate transport; transmembrane transport; succinate transport.
UUGUGGCGCAUCUGAGAAGCGAAUCGGUUAGACUCUGUCAGAAGUGGGAUUUCUCACCAUUGCUCUCACUACGCUGAGCAAAAGUUUGGGAACCUGUUGCGUGUUUGACAUCUCUCCGCGCAAAUGUUGGCAGCAAAAUUAAAAGUGCUCUGGGAGAUGAGAAAUGGAAUUAUCCUCUUCUUCACUCCAAUUGUUUUCUUGCCUCUUCCUCUGGUCAUUGGGACAACGGAGGCAGGCUGUGGGUACAUCAUUGCGCUGAUGGCGGUGUACUGGUGCACUGAGGUCCUGCCUCUGGCCGUCACCGCCUUGCUUCCGGCUGUUCUCUUCCCUCUCUUCGGCAUCAUGCAGUCUAAAGACGUGUGCAUGCAGUACCUGAAAGACACCAACAUGCUGUUUGUGGGGGGGCUCAUGGUGGCCGUUGCCGUGGAGCACUGGAACCUGCACAAGCGCAUCGCCCUGCGGGUGCUCCUGCUGGUGGGGGUCAGGCCCGCACUACUAAUGCUUGGCUUCAUGGGAGUGACGGCCUUCCUGUCCAUGUGGAUCAGCAACACGGCCACCACGGCCAUGAUGGUGCCCAUCGUGCAGGCCGUGCUGCAGCAGCUCAACCACCAGAGUGACCAGGGGGGAGAGGAGAAGAGCAUCCCCCUGCCUGAGGCCGGAGACAAACCAGCCGAGAAACAGAGUGAUGGACAAGUGGUGAUGAAUGGGAUGUCCGUGGAGGUCGAGCGUGAGGAGCUCCUGAGGGAGGAAGAGGAGCGGAAGAAGAUGUGUAAAGGCCUCACCCUGUGUGUGUGCUACGCGGCCAGCAUCGGUGGCACCGCCACGCUCACAGGCACGGGCCCCAACCUGGUGCUCAGCGGACAGAUGAAUCAACUCUUUCCAAAGAACGGCGACGUCAUUAACUUUGCGUCCUGGUUUGGGUUCGCCUUCCCCAACAUGAUCAUCAUGCUCACGCUCGCCUGGCUCUGGUUGCAGUUUGUCUUCAUCGGGUUCAACUUCAGGAAGACGUGGGGCUGUGGAGUUGAUAAGUCAGAGAAGGAGAUUGCUGCCUAUAACGUGAUCCGUGAGGAGCACCGGAGCCUGGGGCCCAUGGUGUUCGGGGAGCUCAGCGUUCUGGGCCUGUUUGUGCUCCUGGUGGUGCUGUGGUUCACGCGGGAGCCCGGGUUCGUGGACGGAUGGGCAACCCACCUGUUCAACUCAGAAAAAGAGUUUGUGACAGAUGCCACGGUGGCAGUGUUCGUUGCCUGUCUGCUGUUUGUCCUGCCCUCCAAACUGCCCCGUAUCUUCUGCGGGGGGUCACAGAGUUUUGACAUAGGCACCCAGCGCUCCCGCGAGGCCUCCGCUCCUCUCCUCACCUGGAAGGUGGCGCAGAAGAAGAUGCCCUGGAGCAUCGUGCUGCUGCUGGGAGGAGGCUUUGCCUUGGCCAAGGGCAGUGAGGAGUCGGGUCUGUCCCGGUGGCUCGGGGACCUGAUGACCCCACUUCAGACCAUCCCCCCCUGGGCCAUCGCCAUCAUCCUCUGCCUCCUCAUCGCCACCUUCACAGAGUGCACCAGCAAUGUGGCCACGGCCACCCUGUUUCUCCCUGUGCUCGCCUCCAUGUGCCAGUCCAUAGGAGUGAACCCUCUGUAUGUGAUGAUCCCCUGCACCCUCAGUGCAUCCUUCGCCUUCAUGCUGCCCGUGGCCACGCCGCCCAACGCCAUCGUGUUCUCCUACGGCUAUCUGAAAGUGUCUGACAUGGCCAGAACAGGGGUGGUGAUGAACCUCAUCGGCAUCCUGUGUAUAACCCUGUCCAUUAACACCUGGGGCCGAGCCAUGUUCACCCUGGACACUUUUCCAAGCUGGGCUAAUGGCACUGAAGUCUGAGAGAGAGAGAGAGACAGAGAGAGAGACAGAGACAGAGACAGAGACAGAGCGAGAGAACACACCAUCACCCCACUCUUUCGGUGACUCGUAGCUCCACAGCUCAGGGUUUGAGCCAACAUGGCGGACGGCUGUUUAAAGAGUUUCACUGAGAUUGCUGCUGGAGAUGAGGGAUUGCUUAAUGCCUUCAUACACUGUGUGCUACUGGGUGGUCCAAUGAUUCUGGCUAACGGUGUCCUUACAAUGUAUCAGCCACUGUUAACUACCCGUAGUGGCUUUUGACAGUAGCUUGACACACUUUUUGUGUUGUUGAGUCUCAUUGUAUAAUACAUAAUGUACAAAGCCUUGAAGUAAAUUGUUAUAAAAUGACUAUUUAUCAACAUGAGUGUAGAAAAAUAUUUGUAUUGUGUAUACCUUAAGUAGAAAUGCUCAGGAUCAUUUUAGGAUGAGUUGAUAUUUUUUAGUUUUGAUCAGUUUUUAUUAUGUACAGUAAAAUAUGUCUAAUCUUAUUUUGUUCUGACCUUUGAUUAAACCAGUGCUUUCAGUGCCUCAA